AUGACCAACAAUGCCCCUACGCGGCGCGCACCCAGGGGCAACGGCAACACUGAGCGUGCGCCACGCGCAAAGAGCCCGGGAAAAGAGACGGCGACAAGACAUCGGCGGUCCGGGGAGAAGACAGUAGCGGGACGUUUCCUAUCGCUCUACACUCUCGCCGUAACGGCCGCGACGCUCCCGUCCGCCCUGGCUCAGAGCUGCAUUCCUCUGACAGACUCGUCCGAGUGCCGUGCUUUCAACACGGCCUCUAUCUCAACCGACAGCACCCUUACUGGGCUAUUCCCAUUCCUUGCCAAUGUUACCGACACUUCUUCUUUCGACACACAACUACAACAAUACAUUUCCAAUGGCUUCAUUCAGCAGAGAUAUUCUGACCUGAUCGGCUGCUCAAGUUUCGACUUGUCGAAUUCGUCCGACUACUAUGCACGCUACACAUCGAGCGUGCUCUGCAAUGCCAUUGUUCAAAACUCCAUCUCCGCAUGCGAUUUGACUGGCGAUGCGACUCGCCCUCUGUGUGCCAACACCUGUGCCGAGUACGCAGAGAGUGAGCAAGCCAUUGCUGCAAGUGACAUUUGUGGCCAAGCAAGCUCGAAUGCUAUCAGCCAGAUUCGCGCUGAUUUCACCAACUGUGCAUUGCCUGCGAACUCGUUGUCCGGCUCAUGCAUUGCAGGUGUUACUAAUGAACCCAACAAUUGCGGCUUCUCUUCAAAUCUAGUCAAUCUUUGCUCCUACUGUGCUGCAAGCUCGCCGAAUGCCACCGACUCUUGCUGCGUCUAUUCCAAUACCACGUCUCGAUGCGACAAUGUCGUUCUGCCUAUCGUCGCUACUUCAUCCAUGCAGCCUCUUUUCACAUCAACUUCAUCUGGUCCAUCUUCAACUGCUACAAGAUCUCCUUCUUUUACCGCAUCUCCAAACACAAACAAAAGGAAGGGGCUUUCUGGUGGUGCGAUCGCUGGUAUUGUGAUCGGAUCUUUACUUGGCGCUUUUAUCCUUCUUGCGCUUCUGAUCCUGGCAUGCAUCUUCCUCCGUCGUCGAAAACAGGCAAGUCCAGCAGCCAGUGUUUUCAACCAGCCUGUAAGGUCUCGACAAGGCCCUGCGCCCCCGGCCAUGGCAUACCGUCAUGAUGGCGCUAGUAGGAGCCAAAGCGACAAAAUUGAAGCUCUUCCAGGUGGUCGUGUUGCUCGCAUGACUGCCUUGGAGGCUGUCUCAAGCAGCUCAGAACGUAACACGCGCUCGCCACCAAGCGCAAUCGAUUCUCCUCCAGACACGCAGAGAACGCCACACUCACGCACUGCUGGCCUUGAUCCUCCCCCCAGACGAAACGGAUCUCUUUCUAGUGGAUCACUUCUCGCUUUUGGCACGUACGACAGUCCUGCCCGUGACGGUGUCUCCUCACCGGAAGGCACAUCCGAAUCGGAACAGCUCAGCUUUUUCAAGGACUAUUACUCGGAAGAUGACAUACACCCCGGCGAUCUCGUCUCCUCGCUUUGGGCCUACCAACCUCGUGCUGCUGAUGAAUUCGACCUCGAACGAGGCGAUAUGGUCAAAGUUGUUGGUAUAUGGGAUGAUGGCUGGGCAACAGGUGUGCGCGUUAGCAUGCGUGCAGAAGAUUGGAAAAGCAAGGGCAAGCUGCAACGCGACAGCGGUAUGAGCAGUGGCGAACAAAGUCCCGAAGAAUACGGUCCCGUCAAAGCCUUCCCACUGGUAUGUGUAUGCCUGCCUCAGCACUGGCGUCGAACCAUCGAAGGCGAUUCAACCGACAUGGGCACGAUAGACGACCGGCCUAACAGCCCGUAG
Aureobasidium pullulans EXF-150 is the source of this 1797-nucleotide messenger RNA. RefSeq lists its product as uncharacterized. The record is from RefSeq and is a predicted model, not a curated record. Bases 1 to 1797 code for a protein of 598 amino acids. Gene Ontology annotation, molecular function: protein binding. The transcript is spliced from 2 exons. Lineage: Eukaryota; Fungi; Ascomycota; Dothideomycetes; Dothideales; Saccotheciaceae.